AUGAGCGCGAACGGGCCCGCGCCGAAUGGCCGACCCUUCGCCCGCAACUCGCGCGGCACUCCCUUUGCCAGGAACUCCGUCUCCUCGCCGCUCCACGACGCCGACGACUCCCCCAUGGGCCACCUGCGCAACCGCUCCCUCACCAACCUCACCAGCCCGCCGCUGGGCCGCAGUGACUCGGCACGCCUGCGCUCCAACUCGAACCGCAACAGCACGCCCGUCGGCACCUUUGCCCCGCAGUUCAUCUCCGAGGACGACGACGCUGCUCCGCGCCUGGGUGGCAUCGUGGAAGGCGAGAACGACUUCUCCGGCAAGCGCUAUGUUUGGCUUAGGGAUCCCGUCACGGCCUUCGUCCGCGGAUGGGUCGUCGAGGACCUGCCGGGCGGACGCAUCUUGGUCCAAUGCGACAAUGGCACACAGCAAGACGUCGACGCCGACGCCAUCGACAAGGUCAAUCCGGCCAAGUUCGACAAGGCCGACGACAUGGCGGAACUCACGCAUCUCAACGAGCCCUCGGUCAUCCACAACCUCCACAUGCGAUACCAGGCCGACCUGAUAUACACCUACUCCGGACUCUUUCUCGUCACCGUGAACCCCUACUGCCCGCUGCCCAUCUACUCGCGAGAGUACAUCAACAUGUACCGGGGGCGGAGUCGGGAGGAGACCAAGCCGCAUAUCUUCGCCAUGGCUGAUCAUGCCUUCCGGAAUCUCAUAGAGGAAGGCACCAACCAGAGUAUUCUUGUGACCGGAGAAUCCGGUGCUGGUAAGACGGAGAACACCAAGAAGGUCAUCCAGUACCUAGCCGCCGUCGCCAACUCGGAAACCCCACGGGCAAAGUCAGGAGGCCGCCACCUCUCCAACCUGUCCGAGCAGAUACUACGAGCCAAUCCCAUCCUCGAAGCCUUCGGUAACGCGCAAACGGUGCGGAAUAACAACUCGUCUCGUUUCGGAAAGUUCAUCAGGAUCGAAUUCUCCCGCACCGGACACAUUGCUGGCGCGUACAUAGACUGGUAUCUGUUGGAGAAGUCAAGAGUCGUGCGUCUCAACUCAAACGAGCGCAACUACCACGUCUUCUAUCAGCUGCUGCGCGGCGCACAGAGCCAGAUGAAGCAGGACUUCUUCUUGGACAACAAAGACACAGACGAUUUUGAAUAUACAAGGCAUGGCAACGAUGUAAUUUCCGGUGUGGAUGACCGAGAUGAGUGGAAUGGCUUGAUUGAAGCUUUCCAUGUCAUGGGCUUUACCGACAAGGAGCAAUCGGCCAUCUUGAAGACAGUCGCUGCAGUCCUGCACCUCGGCAACAUCCGGGCUGUCAAGGAGAGUCGGCGGGCAGACCAGGCUACACUGAAUCUUGCAGCUGAGCAGCAAGCUCAGAUAGUCGCCCAAUUACUUGGCAUCUCCGCCGAUGACUUCAUCAAGGCCCUUCUACAUCCUCGUGUGAAGGCCGGCAGAGAGUGGGUUGAGAAGGUCCAGACACCCGAGCAAGUCAAUCUCUCUAUCGACGCCCUCGCAAAGGGUAUAUAUGAGCGUGGCUUCGGUGACCUCGUCGACCGUAUCAAUCGCCAACUCGACCAGACCGGCGGUGGUGGAGACGACUCACAUUUCAUCGGCGUGCUGGAUAUUGCCGGUUUCGAAAUCUUCGAUGAGAACAGCUUCGAACAGCUUUGCAUCAACUACACUAAUGAGAAGCUACAACAAUUCUUUAACCACCACAUGUUCGUUCUAGAACAAGAAGAAUACGCACGCGAACAGAUCGAAUGGAAGUUCAUCGACUUUGGCCGCGAUCUCCAGCCGACAAUCGACCUGAUCGAGCUACCAAACCCCAUUGGUAUCUUCUCCUGCCUGGACGAGGACAGUGUUAUGCCCAAAGCCACCGACAAGAGCUUCACAGAGAAGCUGCAUUCGUUAUGGGACCGCAAGAGCACCAAGUACAAGCGAUCACUCCUUACUCAAGGUUUCGUCCUUACCCACUACGCUGCCGAAGUAGAGUACUCGACGGAGAACUGGCUGGAAAAGAACAAGGACCCGUUGAACGACAACGUCACUCGCCUUUUGGCUGGCUCCGCUGACAAGCAAAUCGCCAAUCUCUUUGUUGACUGUGCUGAUGCGGACGAUGGCAUGGGCGGAGCCCGUAGCCGUGUCAAGAAGGGUCUCUUCCGUACCGUCGCUCAACGCCACAAAGAGCAACUGUCGACACUCAUGACCCAGCUCCACUCCACCCACCCCCAUUUCGUCCGAUGUAUUCUUCCAAAUCACAAGAAACGACCAAAGCAAUUCAGUGCACCUCUUGUCCUUGACCAGUUGCGUUGCAAUGGUGUUCUGGAAGGUAUACGUAUCGCACGUACUGGUUUCCCCAACCGACUUCCGUUCGUGGAAUUCCGCCAGAGAUACGAGGUACUCUGCAGAGAUCUCCCCAGGGGCUAUCUCGAAGGGCAGGUCGCGGCCAACAUGAUCCUCGAAAAGAUCAACCUUGACAGGUCAUUGUACCGUGUCGGAAUCACAAAGGUCUUUUUCAGGGCUGGUGUCCUUGCCGAACUCGAAGAUCAACGCGAUGCGCUCAUCCGCGAUAUCAUGAUUCGUUUCCAGUCUGCAGCUCGUGGAUUUGUGCAACGCCGUCUAGCCCACAAGCGUCUCUAUCGAGCCGAGGCCACUCGGAUCAUUCAGCGCAACUUCCAGGUCUACCUUGAUAUGCAGUCGAACCCAUGGUGGAGGCUCUUCGCACGCAUGAGGCCUAUGCUUGGUGCGACACGUCAAGCAGCAGAGGUCAAGAAGCGCGACGAGAUGAUCCACCAGCUUGAGGAAAAGAUGCAACAAGAAGCUGCCGAAAGACAACGGGUUGAGGACGAGCGAAGACGCGCAGAAAUGGAUAUCCAACGCAUCCAAAAGACGCUUGAGAGCGAACGUGCGCUUGCCUUGGACAAGGAAGAGAUCUUCAAACGUCUUCAGCUCCGCGAGACUGAGCUUUCCGAAAAGCUCGCUGGUGCUAUCGAAGAUCAGGAUCAACUUGAAGACCAGCUAGACGAUCUCAUGGAAGCGAAGAGGAGGACUGAGGAGGACGUCGAACAUCUGCGCAAAGAGCUGGAACAAGCUGGGCAAAUUAUCAGCAAGCUCGAGGGCGAAACACAGGAUCUAGAAGAGCAGAACGCUCGCCUGGAUCAGCAGCUCAAAGAGCUUGAGGUCAAGCAGUCUCAAAGAAGCCAGGCUGAGGAGACAAUGAACCAGGAGAUCAAGAUGCUCAAGAGCCACCUGUCGUUGAAGGAACGAAAGCUUGAGGACCUCGAACAUAAACUUCUCAAGACAGACCAGGACCUCGACAUCAAGUUGGCAGCUUCACAGAAGGAGGUACAGGCCGGCAAGAAUCAGAUCAAGGAACUCCUCGAUGAGAAUCGGCAAAUCCGUAACCAAAUCGCGGAUCUGUCGUCGACAUCGACUAGCUAUGAAGAUCUCAUCAGACGUAAGGAGAGCGAGCUCGCAAUCCUGAAGACCGACCUCAAGAGCUACGAAAACGACCGCCGGCUGUUUGACGAUGAAAAGCGAACCUUGGCUUCCAAGCACGACGAUCUUCAAAGCCGCCUCCGUGACGCAAAGGCGGAGCUGGAUGCUGUACGCUCCCAAAAGGAACAGCUCGAACGUGAAGCAGCAGAUGCCAAACGUCUACUUGAGGAGAAGAUGUCCGAGGACGCUGAGUACAGCGAAAGCCGGAAGCUGCUGGAAGAGCAGACGGAAGCCCUCAAGGCUGAGCUCUUUGCUGUUCAGAAGGAGCUCAGUCGGGAAAGACAAUCGCGCGACGAUGUUGAGAUGCUUGGAGAGCACAAAUACGACACACUCAAGCGCGACUACGAUGCGUUGAACGAAUCCAAGAUCACUAUUGAGAAGGAAAUGUACGCUCAGCAGGAUGUUCUUCGACGAGCCACGGAAACUCGCACCGCACACGAAAAGGAACGGAAAGAGUACCAGAACGAACUCCGCAGUCUUCGCGAGAAAUACCUCAAGCUGGAGGAGCAGAAAUUGGAUGCCGAUGCUGAAGCCGAACGUGCCCAGUCAAGGCUAGCUUCCGAACGACAGGCCAUCCAGCAACGCGAGCUGGAAGAGAAGGACCAACAGCUUGACCAACUCGAGGCAGAGCGGGAUGAUUUGGCCGAACAGGUUCACAACUUGACGCAGAUGCUCGCCGACUCAGACUCGUUCAAGGAGCGCAACGACCAGCAAAAGGAGCGUCUCGAACGCGAGAUAGUCACCAUCAAGGGAAGACUUACAGCAUCGGAGAACGACAACCGUGCACUCCUCAACAAACUUCAGCAAAAGAACUUGGACAUUGCGCGAUCAAACUCGCGAGCCGGCGACACUCAGCGUGUGAAGAUCACCCAGCUGACUCACGAGAAGUCCAAGGCUGAGGAAGACAACAAGCGCCUCUACCGUCAGCUCGAAGACGCACAGCUCACGAUCGCGUCCUUGGAGAAGCAGAAAGAGAAGUUGUCGCUCAGCCUUGAGGACCUCAACCAUGAGCUUGCAAGAGAGCACAAAACAAGCCGCAACGCAGAGCAGGCCGCCUCUACUGUCAACUUACAACUCGCAGAUGUCAACCGCAAGCUCGAGACUGAACGCCAGCUACGUACACAAGCUCAAGCCAACACAAAGGCGGUUCAGACAUCGCUUGACAACACCAACCAGGAGUUGGAGGAAUGCCAUCGACAGCUUAUGCUUCUUCGCAAGGUCUUUGACCCAGACUCGGCCGAUGUUGCAAUCACUUACGAUGCUGCGAAGCCUGACAUUGUCAGAACGGUGGACAUUGCCGAGCGCCUGGAGGCCGCGAACCAAGCUUUGCGCGUAGCAUCAGAGCGAUACUCGCGUGCUGAGGCUCAGCUUGACGAGCUCCGAGAAAGGCAUGAGGGCGAGCUUCAUGACAUGGAUGCACGCCAUGCCAACUCGAAGCGUGCUCUGCUAGAGGAGAUGAACAGCAGCCAAGUCAACCAAGCCAAUGCACGUCAAACACCUACUCACAACCGCAAGGACAGCGAGAACAAGCGGCCAUUCUCCAUCACGAACACUCCUACCAACCAGCGACACAUCAGCAAUGCCACGCACGACUCCGCACGUUCCGAUCGGACUGUUGACACAGUCGCGUUCAACAACCGCAUGGACAUGGCUGCCGAGCUCGAGAUGGUGCAGAACCAGUUGCAGAUGUCAGAGAUGCAGAACAAACACCUUCAAGAACAGCUUGGACGCUCGCCUGAGCGUAACGGAUGGCAGGAUGACAGCCCCUCUGUUCGAAGGGUGCAAAAAUUGGAGCGCGAGAAUUACCGUCUGCAUGACAUGCUUGACGACUCUGCUACUAAAGUAUCUGCCCUUGAGCAUAGCCUUCGUUCCGGCCAACUCUCCUACCAGGAAGUCCAGACGAAGUCUCAUGAACAGCUGUUCGAUCUCUUGACAUCCCAAGAGCAAUCGCGUAAAUCAAUUGUACAGGCUCACAACACCGCCAUCAACGAACUGGCAGACGCCAAGACGGCCUUUGACGACAUCAAGCAGGUCAAGGUCUCGUUAGAGUCUGAGCUCCGCGAGAUGCAAGCCGAGCUUGAAGAUCUCACCAACGAGCGAGAGCAAGAGCACGCUAACCAUAACCAGCUUCUCCAAGAAUUUGCUGAUCUUCAGAUCCGACUGGACAACGAGACAUCGACAUUGGUCGAUGUACAGUCCAGCUUAAACCUGUACAAGAGCAGGGCCGACGAAUACUUCAGCAAGUUGGAACAAGCGGAGAUUGCCGUACUGCGAGCAUCUCGUGCGGAGCAAUUCGCAAAGACCCAAGCUCGGGAAGCCGAAGAAACUUGCGCAACCAUCAUGGCUGAGCGGAAGGAGAUGGACGGCAUGGUCGAGGACUUGCAGCGAACAGUUCAACGGUACGACGAACGUGUUGAAGACCUCUCAACCGACCUACAGACAGCUCUGCAAGCCAAGAAACGACUACAGAACGAGCUCGAAGAUUACAGAAGUCAGCACGCUCAUGACGUCGAGGACAGCGAAACCUCGCUUGAGCAAACACGCAAGAAGUACCAGUCCGAGCUGGCAUCCCUCACCCAGGAAAUCGACCAGGAGCGCGAGAACGUAAUCCACGUUCGCGAAGAGAAUGGCCGACUACGGGAAGAGAUUGAGGAGCUGAGGAACAAAUGGGACGACGAGUUGCUUAACUCUUCAACCUGGGCAAAGGAGAAGAGCCGUCUUGAGAUGACUCUGCAAACUAUCUCUAAUUCGCGCGACGAAGCCGCCAACGCGCACAACGAAGCGCAAUCCAAGAUCGUCAGCCUGCUAUCACAGGUCCGGAAUCUGCGCACCAACGUCGAUGACCUUGCAGCCGAGCGCGACUCCGCCAUCGAGGAGAAGAAGCGUCUCGAAUCGCGUCUGCAAGAAGCUGCUGAUACGCUCGAUGAACUCUCUCGCUCAGAAUCUCCAGCUAUGCGCAAUGCCGCUGCUUACGACCGUGACUUGUUGGAGCUCAAAUCCGGCUUGGCACAACAGGAGGACAUUACUGCUGCUGCGGUGGGCAAGAUGCGCCGCGCAGAGGCUCUUGCCCAAGAGCUGCAAAAGGACAUCGUAGCUGAACGGGAAGCCAACGUGAAGCUUCACAAGGACAAGGCAGCUGUCGAAAAGGGCCUAAAGGACCUGCAACUUCGCCUGGUCGAUCUCGAGACGAAGGGCUACAGCGGCUCAGCUGGCAAGGACGUCCGCUUCCUCCAUGGACGCAUUCAAGAGCUCGAAAAAGCCCUAGAGGACAGUGAAUCCACUCGCCUCUCCGAAUCGCGUAGCGUCCGCAACGUAGACCGUACGGUAAAGGACCUACAGACUCAAAUCGAGCGCCGCGACAAGCAGAAUGCGUCUGUCAUGGACGACCUCAACAAGUCGCGCGACAAGAUCUCCAGCCUCCUGGCCACCAUCGAUGACCUCCAGUCCUCUGACUCGACCAACCAACUCGCCGCUAAGCGCGCCGAGCGCGAACUUCGCGAAGAACGAGAGAAGACUCUGCGUCUCGAGCGCGAACUCGAAGGCUGGAAGAACCUCCGUGUUGAGCGCCGUAGCGCCCUCGGCGUCCCCGGAGCACCAGCAAGUGAGGCUGGGGACACGCGCUCACGACGAGGAAGUUCCAUCGGCCUCCUAAUGGGCGAAAUGGGCGAAGUCUCUGCAGCCGACAAAGGGAAGUACGGCGGCAGUCUUCGCUCCGGUCUCCGUCGUGUCAGCGGUCAGAAGGGUUUUUUGUAG
This is a messenger RNA of Alternaria ventricosa, 7248 nucleotides long. RefSeq lists its product as uncharacterized. Lineage: Eukaryota; Fungi; Ascomycota; Dothideomycetes; Pleosporales; Pleosporaceae. The transcript has 3 exons. The coding region runs from base 1 to 7248 and encodes 2415 amino acids. The record is from RefSeq and is a predicted model, not a curated record. Gene Ontology annotation, cellular component: myosin complex. Gene Ontology annotation, molecular function: protein binding; ATP binding; cytoskeletal motor activity.